Molecule: messenger RNA, 1251 nt
Organism: Dichotomopilus funicola
Lineage: Eukaryota; Fungi; Ascomycota; Sordariomycetes; Sordariales; Chaetomiaceae
Exons: 4
Coding region: 1-1251 (416 amino acids)
Biological process (GO): protein refolding; response to heat
Cellular component (GO): cytoplasm; nucleus; cytosol
Molecular function (GO): ATP binding; Hsp70 protein binding
Source: RefSeq, a predicted model, not a curated record
AUGGUCAAGGACACCAAAUUCUACGAUAUUCUUGGCGUUUCGCCUAAUGCCACAGAGCAGGAGCUCAAGAAGGCGUACAAGACCGGUGCCCUGAAGCACCACCCUGACAAGAACCACAACAACCCGGAGGCCGAGCAUAAGUUCAAGGAAAUUUCCCACGCGUACGAGAUCCUGUCCGAUUCCCAGAAGCGUCAGAUAUACGACCAAUAUGGCGAGGCCGGUCUAGAGGGCGGUGCCGGUGACGGUGGUGGUAUGGCCGCUGAGGACCUAUUCGCUCAGUUCUUCGGCGGCGGCGGCCUGGGUGGCGGUUUCGGCGGUAUGUUCGGCGGCAUGAACCACCAGCGUGGCCCCUCCAAGGCCAAGACGAUUUACCAUGUGCACAACGUUUCCCUCGAGGACAUCUACCGCGGCAAGGUUUCCAAGCUGGCCCUUCAGCGCUCCAUCAUCUGCCCCAAGUGCGAGGGCCGUGGCGGCAAGGAGGGCGCUGUCCGCAAGUGCCAGGGCUGCGAUGGCCAGGGUACCAAGACCAUGAUGCGCCAAAUGGGCCCCAUGAUCCAACGCUUCCAGACAGUGUGCCCGGACUGCAACGGCGAAGGCGAGAUUGUGAAGGAUAAGGACCGUUGCAAGCAGUGCUUCGCCAAGAAGACCGUGGUUGAUCGUAAGGUGCUCCACGUCCACAUCGAUCGCGGUGUUCGCAGCGGGACCAAGGUCGAGUUCCGUGGUGAGGGUGACCAAGCGCCCGGCAUCCUCGCUGGUGAUGUUGUUUUCCAGAUCGAGCAGAAGCCCCACCCCCGUUUCACCCGACAGGACGACAACCUUAUUUACAAGGCUGAGAUUGAUCUGGUCACCGCGUUGGCUGGUGGUACUAUCUACAUUGAGCAUCUCGAUGACCGGUGGUUGAGCGUCGAAAUUCUCCCCGGUGAGGCGAUUGCGCCCGGCACUCUGAAAAUGGUCCGCGGCCAAGGCAUGCCGUCUCCCCGUCACCACGACUUUGGCAACCUCUACAUCCAAUUCAACGUCAAAUUCCCUGAGAAGGGUUGGACCCAGGAUCCCGCCGCCUUCACAGCCCUGCGCAAGUUCCUCCCGACCUCUGAAGUCGUCAACACCGCCCCGGAUGAGGCCAUGACCGAGCCCGUCGACCUCGAGGAUGUCGAUAACUCAAGAGGCGGCUUCAGCGGUGCCACAGAUGAGGAUGAAUCCGGCGACCACGAGCACCCCGGCGGUGAGCGCGUCCAGUGCGCAACCCAAUAA